This is a messenger RNA of Cataglyphis hispanica, 780 nucleotides long. RefSeq lists its product as uncharacterized. Gene Ontology annotation, biological process: DNA integration. NCBI's taxonomy places the organism in Eukaryota, Metazoa, Arthropoda, Insecta, Hymenoptera, Formicidae. The coding region runs from base 1 to 780 and encodes 259 amino acids. The transcript has 2 exons. The record is from RefSeq and is a predicted model, not a curated record. Gene Ontology annotation, molecular function: nucleic acid binding.
AUGACAUCGUUAAAAUCCGAUAAAAAUAUCAAGAAGCUACGACUCGAGGAACUGCAUGCUCUGGCGAGAAGAAAUUUUUCUCGAAAACGCGUCGUAGUGCGGGGUUACUACGACUUAUGGCAGGCUGACAUUGUCAAAAUGCAUCUGUACGCGCGUUUCAACAGAGGCCACCAUUAUAUAUUUACCAUCAUUAAUGUGUUGAGCAAAUAUACGUGGGCCGUAUCGCUCAAGAAUAAAGGCAGAAGCGAGACGGCUGAUGCUAUCACUGAGAUAAUUCGAGAUAGUAAGAGGUAUCCGAGAAUCAUGCAAACCGAUAUGGAAAAGAAAUUUUACAAUACCGACGUGCAACGUCUCAUGAAGAAACACGACAUCAAGCAUUAUUCCACGUAUUUGGUAUUGAAGGCAUCGAUCGUCGAACGAUUCAAUCGCACGUUGAUAUGUGGAAGAUAUUUACGUUCAAUGGAACUUACAAGUGGACGAGUUGUCGCGACUGAGUCGGAUCACAACGCGCGCAAGCAUCGAACGAUCGGAUAUGUGACCCGUCGACGUUACCCCAGCGAUCGCCAAAAGACUCUUGGCUACACCAUCGAGGUGUUUAAGAUUGUUAAAGUGCAGCGUACUAAUCCCGUAACCUAUUUACUCGAGGACUAUCGCGGAAAAUCCAUUGUUGGAGCGUUCUAUGAGUACGAGUUGCGUCGCGCGAAUUAUCCGGACGUGUAUCUCGUGGAGAAAGUACUGCGCAGGAGGGGUGACGAGGCUGUCGUGAAAUGGCUUACGUAA